Messenger RNA from Parasteatoda tepidariorum (common house spider), 6030 nucleotides. RefSeq names its product Rho guanine nucleotide exchange factor 2 (gene RhoGEF2). The record is from RefSeq and is a predicted model, not a curated record. Lineage: Eukaryota; Metazoa; Arthropoda; Arachnida; Araneae; Theridiidae. Gene Ontology annotation, molecular function: guanyl-nucleotide exchange factor activity; G protein-coupled receptor binding. Gene Ontology annotation, biological process: G protein-coupled receptor signaling pathway. Gene Ontology annotation, cellular component: cytoplasm.
UUUUCCUGGUUGCAAAAUAAUCAAGUUUUUUUGUGACUACGUUUGUGACCUUUUACCCAGGAUUCCUCAUAAUGUAAAUGUCAGCCAUAUUAUCGAUGAAUUGUUUCUAUUUUGAAGGCGUUGUUUACUAACAAUACCGAUUAUUUCUGUCAAGGAAAAAUGAGUUUUAAUUUAAGACGUUUUCCUUUUGAUUUCUGUUAAUAAGGAUGGACCUGCCGUCUCCUACUUUAUCUAAAAAGAUAAGUAGAACUGAAUCCACUUUGUAUAGAGAUGAUCUCAAUCAUUUUAAUAUUGAUUUAAAUGAUUCCAAAGAUCCUAUGGUGCAGCGUUGUGUGAUAAUUCAAAAAGAUGAAAAAGGUUAUGGGCUUACCGUUUCUGGUGAUAAUCCAGUUUUUGUGCAGUCUGUUAAAGAUGAUGGUGCUGCUGCCAGAGCUGGAGUUCAGCAAGGAGAUCGAAUCAUUAAAGUCAACGGGACACUAGUGACUCAGUCUAAUCAUCAAGAAGUAGUCGAGCUUAUAAAAUCUGGUUCCUAUGUCGCUUUGACUUUAUUAGGGAAGCCUCCGGGUCAAGGAAAGGGUUUGAGUCCGCAACAUUCUUUCAGUUUACCUGGAACUAACUUUAGUGUCAUGAAUUCAAAUAAAUCAGAUUGUUCUGAGCGGAUUACAGGACCACAACCUGUUGAUCCUGAAAAGCAACAACAACUGACUAAUAGUCGAAUACAUACUAUUAGGAAAAUGCUUGAAAAAGAAGUGGUUUAUCUUGAGAAUUUAAGGCAAGAAUUUAGCAAAACACCAUCUGAGAAGAUGCGUGCUGAAGUAAAUGGGACUGUGAAAAGAGUGAAAACUCUAGAGGAGCAGUUGUGCAAUUUAACCGGCUUACAGCAUGAGCAAAUUAUUACAAGGUCACCUAAAUCGCCAACUUCAGGUCGCCAUUUUCAUGACCGUGAAAGCUGUCGGUCAAUAUCAUUCCCGUCUCAUGGGAUUCACAAUCGUUCACUCAUACAUCAGAUAUCAGCUCCUUUAUUGCCUGCUAGCCAAGCAAUGACAUCGCCACCUGUGAUUCCUCUCGCACCUGUUUCUAGUGAUACUAAGUAUCAAGUCAUAUUGUCACCGUGUAAUGAUGUUGAAAAAAAUAAGCCUGUGUCGCCUGAUAAAAAACAAUCAAUAUCAACAUCUCUGGAGAACCUCGCCAAGCAUUUGAACCCUCGUUCCACAACAUGGCCACAGCCCACGCAUACUCGUCAAAGUUCCAGUCCUGAAACGUUGAGAGGCUUUGAGAAUAUAAAGUGCCAAAAAAGCAAUGGCUGUCCUCGCCCAGAUCCUCUGCGAAGGUCUCCAAGCUCUGUCUCACCUCCCCAGGGCUUUUAUAGAAACCUUAUGUCCAAUCUCGAAACAAAACUUAAUUUUCCAAGUGCAUCUCAGCUUUCAUCACUAAGUCAACAUGAUAGUGCAAUCGAAAGCCCUGGUCCUUCCCCUCCCCCAAGUCCUACUGAACUGAAUGACAGUAAUAAAAUACCAAAAGAUUUACCGAAAGUAGAAGAGUUCACACAUCAGUUGGAUGAACUCAACCAGCAAGAGACUAUUGAUGAUUUUGGUAUACAGCCUCUAAUUUCGAAACUGAACCAGAACACCAAUAUUAUAUGUAUGGAAGAUGAAGACCUUUCUUCUGAUACUGAACUGGGGCAUUUAGAAGAUCAUGGUCCUUUUAAUGGACUUUGGAAGCUUGUUAGAAAUCCUGCUCAUCUCUCAGUUUUCUUGCACUACUUAAUGUCCAAUAGUGAUCCAUCUAGUUUGUUUUUUUAUUUAAUUUCUGAGUUAUAUGAACAAGGGACUGGCAAAGAUAUGAAAAAAUGGGCAUAUGAAAUACACUCAAGUUUUUUAGUGCCUGGAGCACCUUUGAAAGUGUCGCUGGUUGACGAGACUAUUUUACAUGAAAUAGAUGACGUGCUCUUAAAUAGCAUAGACAAAGAGGAAACUUUGAGAACAGUAUUUAGAAAAGCUCGUAAAAAAGCCAAAGAGGAAUUGAAUGAUUUCCUUGCAGAUUUUAGAAACAAACGAACAAUGGGACUGGCAAAUAUCUUUGGUCCACCUGACUACCAAUUAGAAGAGGCAAUGCAUGAUAAGAACAAGGAACAGAAGAUAAUUGAACAACUUCUCUGCCCUUGUUUAGAAAAUUUCUCGGAGGACUUGGAGGGUGUAGAUGAUCGUAGUGUUGCUAAAACUUAUGCAUUAGCUACUAUUCUAAAGCAGUUUGGAGUUAAAAACCAACAAUAUGCAAGUAUUAUUGAAAAAUGUCCAACAUUUGUAGGGAAAGAACAGUCUUUUAUUACAUCUCUUUUGAAAAGAAACAAAAAGGUGAUUCUUAUGCAAGGUCAUCAUUUUGUUCCUGAACAUUAUUACUGUGUAACAUAUUGCAAUCAUUGCCAGCUCAUAAUAUGGGGCGUUGGUCAUCAAGGUUAUCAGUGUCAAAAUUGUGAAAUGAAUAUUCAUAAAUCUUGCAUUAAAGUAGUUGAAGAGUACUGCAUUGGUGCUCUAAGGAAUAAAAAAGAAAGAACCAAAGAACGAACUCGAAAAGAUCGAAAAUCUGGAAUCGUGGAAAAUAUAAUAGCUAAAACAAGAAAACCCAGUCAACCAGUUCCUGCUGCCAUUGAGAAGGCAAAAAGACUCAAUGAGGAAAUGAAUGCAGAAAAUGCAUUAAAUGCUAGUGAUUCAUUCACACUAAAAGAUGGAAGCAGAGGAUUUGAUCAUUUGAAAGAACCAUCAGAUAUAGUUUUUCAAAAUAUGUUGAAUUUGUCGGAAUCAGUCGAUAAACCUCAUCAUGGCAGCAACAAGAAGAGUGCUUCGUCAAUAGGUCGAUCAGAGAGCUUCCGCCAAACGAGGGAAAGCAAACCAUCCUUCAGGAAAAGAAGUGACCCAAACAUUCCACGAUCUAAAAGUGAUGUGGAUGUUGAUGAUAAAAAUAAUCUUGGUCUAAAUGAAUCCAAAAGUUCUUCCAAUUCAAGUUUGUCAAACAGAAGUCUGGACAGUCCUAGUAACUCAUCUGAAAUGGUGCACAGGACGCCGACUUCUGUUUCUGUAGAUUCUGCUCCUCCUAAUGUUACUUCUGUAAGUGGCAUGUUGUCUGGAAGUCAUGGUUUAUCUUCUAUGGAUGACUCUGAUUUAGAAGCUGAUGCAGACCCACCAAAUUGGCAAGAAAAUGUUAAUUGGGAUGAAUUGAAGGUGAUGAAACCAAAAGAAAAGAAAAGGCAGGAUGUUAUAAAUGAACUUUUCCAUACUGAGAGAACUCAUGUGAGAAAUUUGAAAGUGCUUGACCGGUUAUUUUAUAAACCAAUGCUUCAAGAACAGCUUCUGCCAUCAGAUUUUCUCAAUUUACUCUUUCCAAACUUAGAAGAAAUGUUGGAAAUCCAUACAACAUUUAACAACAAAAUGAAAGCUCGAAGAAAAGAAGAACCAGUUAUUGGAGACAUAGGACAACUAAUGCUUGAAAGGUUUGAUGGUGCUGCAGGGGAUCAUCUGAAACAAGCUGCUGCUACUUAUUGUCAGAACCAAUCAAUUGCACUUGAAAACUUGAAGUCAAGACAGAAAAAAGAUACAAAGUUGGCUUUAAGUCUGGCUGAUGCUGAAGCUAAUAAUUUGUGUCGGCGGCUUCAACUUAAAGAUAUAAUUGCUUCUGGCUUCCAGAGGUUAACUAAAUAUCCCCUCCUUUUAGAAAAUAUUGCCAAAUAUACAUCUCCAAAUACCCAGGAACUAAGUGAUUUGCAAAGGGCAGUAGAGUGUAGUAAAGAGAUCUUGGUCCAUGUUGAUUCAGCCAUCAAAGAAUCUGAAAACAUGCACAGGCUGUUAGACAUUCAGAAUAAGAUGGAUAAGAGUUUAUUCGAGAAAAUUGAGAAAGUUGAAAAAAAUGAGAAGGAAAAGAAGAAUGAAAUUAAUCCUAUUGUAGAAAAUUUUAAGAACUUGGAUGUGACACAACACAGACUUCUUCAUGAAGGUUCUCUACUAUGGCGCCUUAGUAAACAGAAAAAUGUGGAAAUGCAUGUUGUCCUUCUGGAAGAUAUUUUGAUACUAUUUCAAAAACAGGAUGAGAAAUAUGUUCUUAAGUUCCACAAUACGAAUUUAAAUACUGGAAGGGAGGAUAUAAAAAUAAUGCACAGUCCCAUUCUGAGGGUUCAAAAUCUAUUCACCCGUGAUAAUGCUACAGAUAAAAGAACGUUUUUUAUUAUCUCCUCAUCUGAAAUGCACGCUAUGUAUGAGUUCGUUGCUGGAACUGCUUUAGAAAAAAAGAUCUGGUGUACUCAUAUUGACAAAGCAGCACAAGAGCAGAAAAAACGCAACAUGUUGAAGAAUAACCUAGAAGCUCCCCACCCUGUCACAGAUGUUCUUACACCCACUGAAGAACCUCUGUCCAGUGAAGUUGAAACGGACACUAAAGAAUCAGAAAAUCCUGUUGAAAGUAAUAAAGAGCCAGAUUCUUCUCAUAAAGAGGAUGAACCAAGUGAUAAUUUGCCAGUGAGUGAUCCAGAACAGCCUGAACCGCGAGAACCACCCGAUGGAAUCCCUCAGAGAGCCCGGCAGUUUUCAGCUGGAGAAGAGCCUGGUGAUUCGGGAGAACGUCAGAAGCCUUACCACAGAAUUGAGCGCAUAGAAAUACUGGAGAUCAUGGAAGGUCCUCAGCUUAUUGAACCUAAUGAAGUUAUUGUUACUGGUCCUGUUUGUGAGAUAGCAGAACCUGUAUUGACUCCUUUAGAGAAACUCCGCCGAAAGGAUAUAGAAAUAUCUAAAGCUAUAGAGGAAAAAGAAAAGAUAACAUCAGAAAUAUUAAAUAUCCCUCUUGAAGACUUGAAGAAUAUCUCAGAAAAAGUCAUUGAUGAUGUUCAAAGUUUAUCAUCUGUUGAGCUGGCAACAUCAGCUGUUCAAUUAGGUAAUAAAUUAUCAUCCAUUGUGAGUGGAAGCCUUAAUAUUGAAGAAACUAUGGGUGCUUUUGAUGCUGGUGAAUCCUUAAGCACGAGUGAAAAAUCUAAAGAAGAUCAGGAAAUGUCAAGUCCCAAGAAAGAGCCGAAAAGUAGCUCAAUUCAGUCUUUGCUGUCCUUAUCUGCAAGUCUAAAUCAAUGCCUCACACAAUUAAUGGUUGCAGUGAAUAAUGCAGAAGAAGAGAAGAAACUGCUGCGCAGUGAACUUGCUGUUUGUCAAGAACAAAUUCAUCAGAUGCAUGAGAGUCAUAGGCAUUGCUUCACUCAGUCAUCUAGUGUUCAUUCAAGGCCCUCCAGUUUUGUAUCAGUGUCUUCAACAACAUCCGAUGGAACAGGAGAAUAUUUUGAAGUACCACACUUGUUUUCAGUAUUAGAGAAGACUGAAGAAUCUGUUGAUUCAGAUAUUCAAAGCCCAAUUUACGAAGAUGUCCCCAAAAGCCCACAAUUCUCUAGUCCAAUUAAUGAAAGUGCUCUUCAACCCAAAAGUUGUAAUAGACUCAAUGAAUCUGUCGAUAGGACUUGUGAUCCGCUAUCUUCAAACUGUGAUGUGCGAAACAUAGAUUCUGGUGAAGUGCCGUGCACUUCGGAUCAGAAGACAGAAAAAGAUACAGUAGAAAACACGGAAGAGGUGCUAGACUCUUACUGCAGGACAUUUGAUGAGCAACACAAAGUAGAUCCUGUGUACCUCUGAUUGUAUAUUUAAGAAGAAAAGAACCUCAGCUCUGCAUAAUAGUGUCUUAAGCUUAACCUAUGCCUAGUUAUUUUGCAGAUAUGAGCUAUUUGUAAACAUAUGUAUAUUGGACUCCUUUUAUCCCCCUUCCUACCCUUGUAUAUGAGAGUUGUGCAGAAAUAUAUAUUAAUUGUGAUUGUCUUAGUUUUUUUUUUUUUUUUUUCAUUUCCCUAUAAAGGAAGUAACAAAAUUCUGAAAAAUGUAUGUAAAAGUGUGUGUUUUGUGUUGUAUAUUUUUUAUUUAUUGUACAAAAAAAGCAAGUUAUGUUUACACGGGUGAGAAAAUAAUUAACUAAUUAUAUUUGAAAUUUUAAUAAAAUCUUGUGAAAUCAGCA